Messenger RNA from Closterium sp. Naga37s-1, 453 nucleotides. Lineage: Eukaryota; Viridiplantae; Streptophyta; Zygnematophyceae; Desmidiales; Closteriaceae. The record is from the annotation of a GenBank genome assembly.
AUGCCACUUCAUGGGCGUCAUUCACUCGCUUCCAUGUUGCUGGUUGUGGGUUACAAGUUGUUGGUCUCCGUUAGACGGGCAGGGUUUGCGUCGCUGGUGUCGAAGCUACGCCACGAGAACGAGGCGAGGGAGAGACAGCUGCAGGAACUGUCAGAGGAGAGUGACCAGCUGGUGAGGGGCAAUCAGCAAUGGGGGAAAGGAGUGGUGAAGGGGGAAAGGAGCGGAGAGGUGCUCCUCACACCUCACACCUGCACGUCCUCCCUGCCCCCACAGGGGCACCAGGCGGUGGAUUGGCAGCAGGAUAUGGUGAACGCGCGGAGGUACGAGGCGACCCGUGAGCAGCGGCUGGCCAGGGCGCAGGAGGAGGUGCAGCAGCUACAGACAAAGCUGGCCGCCCUGCCGGAGGUGGAACCGCCCACGGCUGAUGCGGUGCGUGAUGGGAAUGGGGGAUGA